AUGUCCCUUACUUCUGCCCUCAGGCCUGUGGCCCUCACAUUCGGCGCAGGAUCCAGACGAGAGGAUGCGACGGCCGAAGUCGAGCACACGCGACCGUUCCGACAUGAGAUUGACUACCUCAAUCUGCAUAGAACCCUCAUACGCUUCCAACACCUUGUUCUUCUGGCGCCUUCGCCAACCUCUCAGGAAUUGACGGAACUGACAACCCUACAAAGACAAGUACAAGCAGAGUUAUGGUCUCCUUUGCCAUAUCACCGCACGAAAUGGCUGCGCAAUGUCGAAGGGGCGCGGACUCUGCUGCUACACUUAGAGCGAAAGGCACAGACGAUCAGAGUACAACGGACCAAAUACGAAGCUAUCAAGGACCUAGCGGAUAAGAGAGCCAUCAUCAAAAAGUUGAGAAGCCGGAUUGAAGAGAUUGGACGUGAAGUCGAGAUGAUGGGCAAAGAGGCUUGGAAGGUGCCUGUCACGAACAACGAAGCCGGCGAUACACUUUACGACGUACUCCAACAGCAGAGUCGACCCCAUGGGCAACGAGAAUCUCAGACUGCACCGGACGACACGCUUCGGGAGAGCAAGCCCAUCGCGCAAGUGGAAGAGGAUGGCGACGAAGGAGAUAAAGAUGGAACAGACCAGUUGUUUUCCUCAUCCACUCUACGGCGGAGGGGCAAAGAUCCAACGGAGACGGCGAGGAUCUCCGCGACCCAGGCGACAGGCUUUUCGAAUGCAUCAGCUACUGAGAGAUCAUUGCUAAACUCAUCUCGGGUACAAGAAAACAUUUCGGCAUCGAUGGUCAGUAUGGCUGUCCAAUUGAAACAGCAGGCACAAGCAAUGCAAUUCUCUCUACAACAGGACAAGAGCAUCCUCGGCCGUGCAAUGGAAGGGCUGGAUGUAAGUGUCAGCUCGAUGGAAGCCGCCAGCAAGAAUCUUGCAUUCCUGAGACGAAUGAGUGAGGAGGAGGGCUGGUUGGGAAGAAUGAAACUGUACGCCAUGAUAUUUGGAAUGUGGAUCGUCGCAUUCUUGUUGGUCUUUGUUGGACCGAAGAUCAGAUUGUGA
Exophiala oligosperma is the source of this 1056-nucleotide messenger RNA. RefSeq lists its product as uncharacterized. Gene Ontology annotation, molecular function: SNAP receptor activity. Gene Ontology annotation, biological process: retrograde vesicle-mediated transport, Golgi to endoplasmic reticulum. The record is from RefSeq and is a predicted model, not a curated record. Lineage: Eukaryota; Fungi; Ascomycota; Eurotiomycetes; Chaetothyriales; Herpotrichiellaceae. Bases 1 to 1056 code for a protein of 351 amino acids. The transcript has a single exon. Gene Ontology annotation, cellular component: SNARE complex; endoplasmic reticulum.